This is a messenger RNA of Symbiodinium sp. CCMP2456, 2196 nucleotides long. NCBI's taxonomy places the organism in Eukaryota, Dinophyceae, Suessiales, Symbiodiniaceae. The record is from the annotation of a GenBank genome assembly.
AUGGCUCAUGUGCGGCGGGUGCUGCGCGAGGCUUGGAGAACCGUGAGACAAGCUUCGCCACCCACGGUAUUAAGUUCUUUUUCGAGACAUGCGAAACUGAUCGAUGAAUGGAGUUACCUGCAGCGUCCGGGACCAGCCCUGACAAGACUGGCUGCUGCAGAAACAGAGGCUGCACGAGCAACUUUUGCUGCUGCUAAAGGUUUUCGGGAAAGACUGGAGGCAGAAGCAGCAAGUCUGUUGGUUGCUGACAAUGUCGCGUCCGAGCUUCAAGGUCCGUUCACGUAUUACCAGAGGCACAGCCCUGAAGGUUUCUUGCUUUUCUGCCGAAUGCCUGUUGGAAGCGAUCAGGUUGAAGAGGUCCUGCUUGACACCGCCAAGCUCGCUGAAGGAGAGAGCUACGCAGAUGUUACUGCCUGCAAGGUGUCUGAUGAUCAUAGCCUGUUGGCGUACAUCGUGGACUUACACGGCGAUGAUACAUUCGAGUUGCGGCUACGCAGACUUGACAAGGACUCCCAAGCUGCAAAAGAGGCACGUUUUCCAGACAUCCGCAGCGUGGAAUUUCUGCAACAUCGUUCUGAUCUUGGUGAGGUAAGCCUUCUGGCUGUGCAAGUAGACCCGACAAGCAAGCGAGCAUAUCAAGCGUUACACUUGACAGUGCAUGCGACGGGUGACCAAUCCUGCAAGACGCUGUGGGAGGAGACCGAUGCAGCCGCAUAUCUGGAAUUGUAUCGGACUAAGGACCGGGCAUAUAUUCUGGUUUCGUCGAAUACGAAGGACACUUCAGAGGUUCGUCUGGCUAAAUGUGGACGGUUGGAGGGUGACAACCUCGUCCUGAAGCCGUUGCUUGCAAAGACAUCUGGUGUGGAGUACUUUGCUGAGCAUCGGGACGGCUGGCUUUAUGUUGUCAGCAAUCAUGAAAGGCCGGACUUUAUGGUCUAUCGAGCUUCUGUCGAUGAGAUUGAGAGAACAGAGGGUGCAUGGUCGUGCCUGGAGCCAGUUUUCACGCCCCCGGGCAAGUUUCAUGUAACUGACGCUGACCUGCUGAGUAGAUGGCUGGUGCUUUACGGGCAUGAGGCUGCUGCACCGAGAAUAUGUGUAGUUUCGUUGUCUGAAGACCGACGCCUGUCCGGCAAUUUGCAUUCUUAUCUGGUCAACCUGCCGGAAAUCGGAUCCGUGGAGCCAGGCAUCAAUGCUGAGGCAAAUGCGGAUCUUAUUCAGUACACCUUCAGAUCUCCAGUGGAGCCCGGUUGUACCUUCGAGUUGGAUUUGGCCAGUGGGCACCCCAAGAUUGUAAGCCGGUGCACGGUCAACCACCCAGAGCUGUUGCAAUCCUUGCAAUGUGAACGAGUGGAGUUUCCUAGCAGAGAUGGAACAAUUAUUCCUAUCACUCUCGUACGGCAAUCCUCACAUGCUGCAGGUAAUCCCGGGAUGCUUCCGUGUUUGCUCCAGGUAUAUGGAUCCUACGGCACUUGUUUCUCACCCGAUUUUAGAUCAGAGCACAUAGCUCUUCUACGACGCGGCUGGGCGCUGGCUUGGGCUCAUGUCCGCGGAGGUGGCGAGAACGGACGAGAGUGGCACCAAAGCGGACGACAAUUCAAGAAACAAAACUCCGUGCUCGAUUUGGUAGAUGCCAUGAAAUAUCUGCUCGCUCAUGGAAUUGCAACACCUGGCUGUUUGUGCUUGAAAGGGUCGAGCGCUGGUGGGCUGACUGUGGGCACGCUUUUGAAUUCGCACGCGGAUGCCGUUCUUGUAGGGGCCGCCAUACUGGAGGUUCCCUUCGUGGACACUCUUACGAGCAUGAUGGACUCAACGCUGCCCCUCACUGUACAUGAGUUUGAGGAAUGGGGAGAUCCUCAGGACAUAGAGCAUGAAGCAAACAUUCGCUCGCUGUCCCCUUUCGAGAACCUCGGAUCCCACCGCUAUCCGCCGGUAUAUAUCUCAUGCGCCUCCAACGAUGCAAGAGCGCCAGUCUGGAUGUCGCUGAAGUAUGCUGCACGCAUGAGAGCAAGAAGCAGCGGCCUCCUGGACAGACGUGGCAGCCGCCGGCGCAGCUCCGAUGGUGGCUCUGGUGACAAUGUAGUUGUCUACUGUUCGGAUUCAGGGCAUGCCGGACCGGUAAGUUGGCAGGAGCGCGACGAAGAAUUCAGCCGACAAGUGAGCUUCUUGCACAAUGCUCUUGGUCUGGAGAAGAUCUGA